Messenger RNA from Melitaea cinxia (Glanville fritillary), 807 nucleotides. Its product is annotated as gamma-glutamylcyclotransferase-like. NCBI's taxonomy places the organism in Eukaryota, Metazoa, Arthropoda, Insecta, Lepidoptera, Nymphalidae. The record is from RefSeq and is a predicted model, not a curated record. The transcript is spliced from 3 exons. Bases 149 to 688 code for a protein of 179 amino acids. Gene Ontology annotation, molecular function: gamma-glutamylcyclotransferase activity.
CAGUAGAUUCGUUAAAUAAAAUCUGGUCACACCGGUAUUGAGUAUAAUCAAUUAAUCAUUACAAAAUAUAGGUGAUAACGAGAUAUCAAUGACAAAUACGUUUUUGUUACAUAAAUUGACCAUUUGUUGAUUUCUAGACCUAUUUACAAUGGCGGCCCCAUUAGAAGAUACCUUUUUAUAUUUUGCUUAUGGAAGUAAUUUAUUGAAGAAAAGAAUACGUAUUAACAACCCUACUGCGGAAUUUGUAGGAAUCGGCAAACUUGAUGGUCACCAAUUAGAUUUCAUGAAAUAUUCUGAUCAUUGGAGAGGUACGUCGGCAACAAUAAUACCAACGGAUAACUCAUAUGUUUGGGGUGCAGUUUGGAAAUUACAUGUUAAGGAUAUGCCUGCAUUAGACAAACAAGAAGGUGUUGACACUAAUUGGUAUUUUGCGAAAACUGUUGAUGUCAUCACUCCUAAUGGUGAAAAAUUACAGUGUCGUACUUACCAACAAACAAUAAAUCCGCCUCUAAGAGCUUCUCAUGAAGAGCUGCCACCUGAAAGAAGACCUUCAAGUACUUACUUAGACUGCAUUGUUAAUGGAGCAAUAGAAUGUAACUUGCCUAAAGAUUAUGUAAUAGAGUUAAAAAAAAUUCCACACAAUGGACAAAAAGCUUCUCCUAAAAUGAUUGAAAAAUUAAAUAUGUAACUUAAUAUAUUUUGGGAACUUUAUUUUUGAAGAAAAAAAAAUGUAAAUAAUGAAUGAUUUAAUUUUAUUUUAUUUGUGAAUUUAUUUUACUAUAAAGUUGACUGGCCAUUUGAAUGUCA